GAAAGUUUUCAGUCCGUCUCGUCGGCAUUUUUGCUUAGAUUUGCUUCUUGUUUUCACAGUCAAUCGAUUGGUUUUAGAUCACAAUUUGAAAUAAUUUCAAUAACAGUUCGCCUACUCUUCCAAUGGGUCCUCCAAAAAAAUCCAAACGGGACUCAAAAGGCGGCUUUAGCGACAAAUUUGCCAAGAAACGUCGUGCAGAAGACGAGGCAUACACCCAACUAGUCGAGGAAAAUGAUAACGACAAUAAUGAGGCCGACGGUGUGCCUGGAGCGGCCGCGAAGAAUGUCGAGAAAAAUGACGAAACGAUCCAAGACGAUGAGUUCGGGGCCAAGGACUAUCGAUCGCAAAUGCAACUCAAGCCGGACCAUCAGAAUCGGCCGCUCUGGGUGGCCCCAAAUGGACACAUUUUCCUUGAAUCCUUUUCUCCGGUCUAUAAACACGCCCAUGACUUCCUAAUUGCAAUCUCCGAGCCCGUAUGUCGCCCGGAACACAUCCACGAGUACAAGCUGACCGCGUACAGUUUGUACGCUGCGGUGUCGGUCGGGCUACAGACGCACGACAUCAUUGAGUACCUGAAACGGUUGAGUAAGACCUCCAUUCCCGAGGGAAUCGUUCAGUUCAUACAAUUGUGCACGUUAUCGUACGGGAAAGUGAAACUUGUUCUAAAGCACAACAGGUAUUUCAUUGAAAGUCCGCAUCCUGAAGUGCUCCAGAAACUGCUCAAAGACCCGGUCAUCCAACAAUGUCGCCUGAAGCGGGAUGAAACCGACUUGGGCGACAACUUCAUAACGAAUGUCACCGACAAGAAAGCGGUUCCAUCUUUUGGGGCUAAAGCUGCAGGAGCUGCACCUGCUCCGGGAACGGAGGCAACAGACAAACCAGCUGAGGGUGCCACCACCACCGUCCCCGAUGAUAUUACAAACUUCUACGAUAAAAUCGAUAACGAAGAGGACGAGGAUGAGGCCAAUCUUAAAACUGUCUCCUUCGAGGUGAAUCAGGAGAAGAUUGAAGUUCUGCAAAAACGAUGCAUUGAAAUUGAACAUCCCCUCCUGGCGGAAUACGAUUUUCGUAAUGACACAAUCAAUCCAGAUAUCAAUAUCGAUCUGAAACCCGCCGCCGUGUUGCGUCCAUACCAGGAGAAAAGUCUAAGAAAAAUGUUUGGUAACGGUCGCGCCCGGUCGGGUGUUAUUGUAUUGCCUUGCGGUGCAGGAAAAUCCCUUGUUGGCGUCACGGCCUGUUGUACUGUCCGAAAACGGGCGCUCGUCCUCUGCAACAGUGGCGUGUCCGUUGAACAGUGGAAGCAACAAUUCAAAAUGUGGUCGACCGCCGACGACAGCAUGAUCUGUCGUUUCACUUCCGAAGCAAAAGACAAGCCAAUGGGCUGUGGAAUCCUCGUAACCACCUAUUCCAUGAUAACGCACACUCAAAAGCGUUCGUGGGAAGCAGAGCAAACCAUGCGAUGGCUGCAGGAGCAAGAAUGGGGCAUCAUGGUCCUCGAUGAGGUACACACGAUUCCGGCAAAAAUGUUCCGAAGAGUCUUGACCAUCGUCCAAAGUCACUGCAAAUUGGGUCUGACCGCUACAUUGCUUCGAGAGGAUGACAAAAUUGCCGAUUUGAAUUUUUUGAUUGGACCGAAAUUGUAUGAAGCCAACUGGUUGGAAUUGCAAAAGAAAGGAUUCAUUGCGCGAGUGCAGUGUGCCGAGGUUUGGUGUCCCAUGUCCCCUGAAUUCUACCGAGAAUAUCUCACGUGCAAAACGUCCAAGAAAAUGCUUCUGUACGUUAUGAAUCCAUCAAAGUUCCGAAGUUGCCAGUAUCUCAUUAAAUACCACGAGAGACGAGGCGAUAAAACCAUCGUUUUCAGUGACAACGUAUUCGCUUUGAAGCACUACGCCAUCAAAAUGAACAAACCUUUCAUCUACGGCCCGACCUCACAAAAUGAACGUAUCCAAAUCCUGCAGAAUUUCAAAUUCAACCCCAAAGUAAACACGAUCUUCGUGAGUAAGGUGGCUGAUACCAGUUUCGAUUUACCCGAGGCCAAUGUACUGAUUCAGAUUUCAUCUCAUGGCGGUUCACGUCGUCAGGAAGCUCAACGUUUGGGGCGUAUUCUUCGAGCCAAAAAGGGGGCAAUAGCCGAGGAGUAUAACGCCUUCUUUUAUACUCUCGUUUCUCAAGACACCAUGGAAAUGAACUACUCCCGAAAGCGUCAACGGUUCCUGGUGAACCAAGGCUACAGUUACAAAGUAAUUACCCACCUAGCCGGGAUGGAUCAGGAUUCAGACUUGUUUUACAAAAAUCGUGAGGAGCAGGGCCAGUUGCUACAACAAGUAUUGGCUGCAACUGAUAUGGAUUGUGAAGACGAACGGUUGCCGGGAGAGAUUGGUGCACCACGAGCUGGAAGCUCGAAGAAAGGUGGUCUGGGAUCGAUGUCCGGAGCUGAUGAUGCUGUGUAUUAUGAGUAUAAGAAGAAGAGUAAUAACGCGCAUGCGCAUCCACUGUUUAAAAAGUUCCGUUCAUAGUCUUCGGGUUAAGUUAUUGCCGUUUAUAUUAUUGUGAUUCUUUUUGAAAAAUAAAUA
Messenger RNA from Hermetia illucens (black soldier fly), 2573 nucleotides. RefSeq names its product general transcription and DNA repair factor IIH helicase subunit XPB (gene hay). Gene Ontology annotation, molecular function: DNA binding; hydrolase activity; 3'-5' DNA helicase activity. The transcript is spliced from 4 exons. Gene Ontology annotation, cellular component: transcription preinitiation complex; nucleotide-excision repair factor 3 complex; transcription factor TFIIH holo complex. Lineage: Eukaryota; Metazoa; Arthropoda; Insecta; Diptera; Stratiomyidae. The coding region runs from base 123 to 2516 and encodes 797 amino acids. The record is from RefSeq and is a predicted model, not a curated record. Gene Ontology annotation, biological process: transcription initiation at RNA polymerase II promoter; nucleotide-excision repair.